AUGGCGCGCGACGCUGGGACCGCGCGUUCGGGCAGAAGGAGCGAUGCCAUGAAGUCGUUCAUGACUAGUCUUGGCCUACGGCCAACCGACGCGGAAGAAUUUGAUGCAAUUAAGUCUUCCAUACGUAAAAUCGCUCUCAGCGUCUUUGUUCAGGGACUAGGAGCUUCUGAGCAAAGCGACCAGAGAUGGUCAACAUUCAAGACGCAUGUUUUGGACCACGUUCCAAUUCUUGUGGCUGCUCCGCCCAGAGCAUAUGAAUGUCUUUACGAUUACACAUCGAAGUUCUUGGCAACGCGUAAACACGGCUUUAAACGACGGCAAGCAAGAUUGGAACAUUCCGUUGCCUACCUAGACAGCAGUGGCGGAGCUGAUGCUUCGCAUCGAGGGCCUUUGACACGGAGAGAUGCUACUUACCGCUUGGCCAGGGCUCGAACUGAGACGCAGACGGUCCCAUAUGAACGUUCACCCUCUCUGGGCGGCGAGCCCGAACCUGAACAGCCAACUGAUGAAGAUGCACCUAGACUCGGCUCGGCUCAAGAUGCUGGAACCCAACCUGUGCAGCCUCCAUCAUGCAACUCUUCUAUGGCCUGGGAGCCAGUCACUCAACCUGAACAGCCAGCUGAUGAAGACGUGCUUAGGCUCAGCUCAGCCCAAGAUGCUGGAGCCCAGCCUGUGCAGCCCCCAUCAUGCAACUCUCCUAUGGACCGGGUGGUAGUCACUCACACUGACACGCGUCGUGCAUCCAGUGAAGAACAUGCCUUGCACUUCGACCUCCGCGCGCACACGACGCAGAUCACCAACCAUGAUGAGACUGUUGAUGAUGAGUCUAGGUCUGCGUCCCGGCCGCGAUAUAGAUCCUCCGAAACGGCAGUUGCUCUAUCGUGUCGCACCACGUCCGCUCAGCCUGAAGAUGUGUCGUCCGACGCAGCGGCACUUAAGGGGAAUCAGCAUAAUCCUGAGUAUUCUGAGCAGCCCACGGCCGAGGGCACGUGGGCUGUCCGCGCCUUCCUCAAUGUUGCAAAAGUACCCCAUCUCAUCCCUCUCUUUUUGUCGCUCGGCGUGUUCUCAACCACCCACCUCGACGUCUUGACAAAAUAUGAUACCAUGAGGCGGACGCGCUUCUUUGGCCCAAACAUCACAUACAUGGACGCUGUGAUGCUCGAAGAUGCAUUUGAGGAAAGAAAAAACAGAGGGCGGCAGGCUCAGGGCGUCGCCGCCCCCGAGCAGAUGGAAAGCGACGAAUUCAUCGACGAUUCAGAGAAAACAGACGAAGCCAUCAACGAUGGCCAAUCUGACGUCUAA
This is a messenger RNA of Coniophora puteana RWD-64-598 SS2, 1302 nucleotides long. RefSeq lists its product as uncharacterized. The record is from RefSeq and is a predicted model, not a curated record. The transcript has 4 exons. Lineage: Eukaryota; Fungi; Basidiomycota; Agaricomycetes; Boletales; Coniophoraceae. Bases 1 to 1302 code for a protein of 433 amino acids.